Messenger RNA from Lagenorhynchus albirostris (white-beaked dolphin), 3666 nucleotides. RefSeq names its product bone morphogenetic protein 1 (gene BMP1). The record is from RefSeq and is a predicted model, not a curated record. The coding region runs from base 8 to 3070 and encodes 1020 amino acids. Gene Ontology annotation, molecular function: metalloendopeptidase activity; zinc ion binding; calcium ion binding. Gene Ontology annotation, biological process: proteolysis. Lineage: Eukaryota; Metazoa; Chordata; Mammalia; Artiodactyla; Delphinidae. The transcript has 19 exons.
CGCCAGCAUGCCCGGCGUGGCCCGCCCGCCGCUGCCGCUGCUGCUCUGGCUGCUCCUGCUCGCGCGCCCGGGCCGGCAGCUCGACUUGGCCGACUACACCUAUGACCUGGGGGAGGAGGACGACGCGGAGCCCCUCAACUACAAAGACCCCUGCAAGGCGGCUGCCUUCCUUGGGGACAUCGCCCUUGAUGAGGAGGACUUGAGGGCCUUCCAGGUGCAGCAGGCUGCGGAUCUCGGACAGCGUGCCACCAGCAGGUCUUCCAUCAAAGCUGCAGGAAACUCUUCCACCCUCAACUGUCAGAGCACUAGUGGGCAGCCGCAGAGGAAAAGUCACGGGAGAUGGAGAAGCAGGUCCCGGAGCCGGAGGGCAGCAACGUCUAGACCAGAGCGCGUGUGGCCCGAUGGGGUCAUCCCCUUUGUCAUUGGAGGAAACUUCACUGGCAGCCAGAGGGCAGUCUUCCGGCAGGCCAUGAGGCACUGGGAGAAGCACACCUGUGUCACCUUCCUGGAGCGCACAGAUGAGGACAGCUAUAUCGUGUUCACCUAUCGACCCUGCGGGUGCUGCUCCUACGUGGGCCGCCGUGGUGGGGGCCCCCAGGCCAUCUCCAUCGGCAAGAACUGUGACAAGUUCGGCAUCGUGGUCCAUGAACUGGGUCAUGUCAUCGGCUUCUGGCACGAACACACGCGGCCUGACCGAGACCGCCACGUCUCCAUCGUGCGCGAGAACAUCCAGCCAGGGCAGGAGUAUAACUUCCUGAAGAUGGAGGUCCAGGAGGUGGAAUCCCUGGGGGAGACCUAUGAUUUUGACAGUAUCAUGCACUAUGCCCGGAACACAUUCUCCAGGGGCAUCUUCCUGGACACCAUCGUUCCCAAGUACGAGGUGAAUGGGGUGAAGCCUCCCAUCGGCCAGAGGACCCGGCUCAGCAAGGGGGACAUUGCCCAGGCCCGCAAGCUCUACAAGUGCCCAGCUUGCGGAGAGACCCUACAAGAUAGCACGGGCAACUUCUCCUCCCCCGAGUACCCCAACGGCUACUCCGCCCACAUGCACUGCGUAUGGCGCAUCUCAGUCACACCUGGGGAGAAGAUCAUCCUGAACUUCACGUCCAUGGACCUGUACCGCAGCCGCCUGUGCUGGUACGACUACGUGGAGGUCCGAGACGGCUUCUGGAGGAAGGCGCCCCUCCGAGGCCGCUUCUGCGGGGGCAAACUCCCGGAGCCCAUUGUCUCCACCGACAGCCGCCUCUGGGUUGAAUUCCGCAGCAGCAGCAACUGGGUCGGGAAAGGCUUCUUUGCGGUCUAUGAAGCCAUCUGUGGGGGAGAUGUGAAAAAGGACAACGGCCACAUCCAGUCGCCCAAUUACCCAGACGACUACCGGCCCAGCAAAGUCUGCAUCUGGAGGAUCCAGGUGUCCGAGGGCUUCCAUGUGGGCCUCACCUUCCAGUCCUUUGAGGUGGGUCAGAGACCCCCCAGGACGGCCCACCUCCUGCGGGCUUCCGGGGCUUGGGUCUGGGCCGCCAGGCCUCCUCCUGCUGACGGAGCCCCCGACCCCCAGAUUGAGCGCCAUGACAGCUGCGCCUAUGACUAUCUGGAAGUGCGCGACGGACACAGCGAGAGCAGCACCCUCAUCGGGCGCUACUGCGGCUAUGAGAAGCCGGACGACAUCAAGAGCACGUCCAGCCGCCUCUGGCUCAAGUUCGUCUCUGAUGGGUCCAUUAACAAAGCUGGCUUCGCCGUCAACUUUUUCAAAGAGGUGGACGAGUGCUCUCGGCCCAACCGCGGGGGCUGUGAGCAGCGGUGUCUCAACACCCUGGGCAGUUACAAGUGCAGCUGCGACCCUGGGUAUGAGCUGGCCCCUGACAAGCGCCGCUGCGAGGCUGCCUGUGGUGGAUUCCUCACCAAGCUCAAUGGCUCCAUCACUAGCCCGGGCUGGCCCAAGGAGUACCCCCCUAACAAAAACUGCAUCUGGCAGCUGGUGGCGCCCACCCAGUACCGCAUCUCCCUGCAGUUUGACUUCUUCGAGACCGAGGGCAAUGAUGUGUGCAAGUACGACUUCGUGGAGGUGCGCAGCGGACUCACGGCCGACUCCAAGCUGCACGGCAAGUUCUGUGGCUCCGAGAAGCCCGAGGUCAUCACCUCCCAGUACAACAACAUGCGUGUGGAGUUCAAGUCCGACAACACAGUCUCCAAAAAGGGCUUCAAGGCCCACUUCUUCUCAGACAAGGACGAGUGCUCCAAGGAUAACGGCGGCUGCCAGCAAGACUGCGUCAACACCUUCGGCAGCUACGAGUGUCAGUGUCGCAGCGGCUUUGUCCUCCACGACAACAAGCACGACUGCAAGGAAGCCGGCUGUGACCACAAGGUGACAUCCACCAGCGGCACCAUCACCAGCCCCAACUGGCCUGACAAAUACCCCAGCAAGAAGGAGUGUACCUGGGCCAUCUCUAGCACCCCCGGGCACCGGGUCAAGCUGACCUUCAUGGAGAUGGACAUCGAGUCCCAGCCUGAGUGUGCCUACGACCACCUGGAGGUGUACGACGGGCGUGACGCCAAGGCCCCCGUCCUGGGCCGCUUCUGCGGGAGCAAGAAGCCCGAGCCCGUCCUGGCCACGGGCAGCCGCAUGUUCCUGCGCUUCUACUCUGACAACUCCGUGCAGAGGAAGGGCUUCCAGGCGUCCCACUCCACAGAGUGUGGAGGCCAGGUGCAGGCAGAGGUGAAGACCAAGGACCUUUACUCCCACGCCCAGUUUGGCGAUAACAACUACCCCGGGGGCGUGGACUGCGAGUGGGUCAUCGUGGCCGAGGAAGGCUAUGGCGUGGAGCUGGUGUUCCAGACCUUCGAGGUGGAGGAGGAGGCCGACUGCGGCUACGAUUACAUGGAGCUCUUCGACGGCUACGACAGCACGGCCCCCAGACUGGGGCGCUACUGCGGCUCCGGGCCUCCCGAGGAGGUGUACUCGGCGGGAGAUUCUGUCCUGGUGAAAUUCCACUCAGAUGACACCAUUACCAAAAAAGGCUUCCACCUGCGAUACACCAGCACGAAGUUCCAGGACACGCUGCACAGCAGGAAGUGACCACUGCCCUCACACGGCGGGGACGGGAGGCCCGCUGCCCUCAGUCAACUGAGCCGGACAGCGGGGGCUGGGCAGAAGGCGGGACCCCGUCCCCGUCCCCCAGGUGCCAGGACCUGCGGGCCAAUGGUCCAGGUGAGGCAGGGCGCCGGACUCCUACAUGAGCCACUGCCCCACGAUCCCUUCCUCCCUUGCCCCCGCCAGGAGUGAAGGGCCAGGGCCAGGGAGCCAGAGCUUUCCCUGAGACACUUGAAGUGGCCAUUCCUCUCUGGGGGCCCAGCCCGGUGGGAGAGGGUCUGUCACCGGGACCCGCCCACCUUCCCUGCCCGUCUCUACACGCUGUAUUGUGUAUGGCCGGUGGCAUAUCUUCAUUGUAAUGUACAUUUCCCACCCCUUCUCCAACCCCGAUUUGGUUUUAUUUUAAGCCUCCACUUCCCCCUGUUUCCUGGGGCGUGAGUUUCCGUACAUGUCCCACAGGAGCCAGGGUGGGAGGAUGAAGGGGAGGGAGUGGGGCAGCAAGACAGGGCUUCUCUCAGGCCCAGUGGCUGGUCGGCCACACCAGGGCACCCCAGCCAAUAAACCGAAAGUGUUACAGCCAG